This is a messenger RNA of Ectocarpus siliculosus, 1622 nucleotides long. NCBI's taxonomy places the organism in Eukaryota, Phaeophyceae, Ectocarpales, Ectocarpaceae. The record is from the annotation of a GenBank genome assembly.
AUGGAGAGGGGCGAGAGGCUGCGAAAGCGGGAGGCGGAACGUGCCGAAAAGAGAGCCAAGAAGAGGCGGAAGCUGGGGAAGAAGCCUCUGACGGUGGACCGGUCCGGCGGGUACGAGAGCCAACCGAAGAAGCACGCCAACAAACGACGCCUCGAGUUGGCCAGGUUGGAGAGAUUGGUGUCGAAGCAGGAGGAGCUUCUACGAGACUACCGGCCACCGGUGCACGUGGCCCCGCUCGACCCGGAGCUGAAGCGCAAGAGGCGUCGGCGCGACUUCUACGACCUAGACACGUCGCACUGGAAGCUCACGGGGGCGGCGAGGCCGGCGGACUCCCUCCCGGGGGCCGGGGGCACGGAGCUCGUGAACGAGCGGGAGGACUGGGAGGCCGGCGAGGACUUGUUCGAGAAGCUGGCGGGCGCCAGCAGCGGCGGAGCCUCCGGCGGCGGAAACGACACCGACAGCGACGACGACAGCAGUAGCGAUAGCGGUGACGACGAUGGUGGCGGUGAAGAGGGCAGAGGCAGGCAGAAAGGGGAGACGAGUGGGGGCGGCUUCUAUGAAGGGCCGGAGGCCUGCAGGGAGUACCUCGAUCUGAACCACCAGCUUGCCCAAAGGCUGCACGACGGCGGCAAGGAAUCCCAGACGGAAGAGGCCCUCAAGCGGUACCAGAGGUCGCUGGAGCUUGACCCGGUGGACCACGUAAAUGCGAGAAGAGGUCUGGUCCGUCUUCUGCUGGACGGGGGCGACGCGGACAAGGCCCGAGCGGUCAUCGAUAGGUUUCCCGAUGACCGCGGGUGCGAGAUGGCCUGGUCGCUGGCGGCGAUCGAGUUUGUGGCGUGGUCGGUGCUGCAGGAGGACGGCUCCGGGGAAGAGGUAGCCGGCAAGGCUCUCCGGGAGGCAUGCGGGGCGAACCCGUUCGUGGCGUGGAACAUCGCCCACCGAGAAGUGUUCGACGAGGUGGUGGAGCAUGCAGAUGAGAUCGAAAGCCCUCCGGCGGGGUCCGUGAUGGAGGCGUUCUGGUACAUGGUACGGGAGGGGGGCCUGUGGGAGAGCCUGGAGGGUGCAUCGGAGUGGGUGGCUGACUUCUUGCUGCAGAACGAAAUGCUUCCUCCGAACCCGCACCAGGGCGAUGAUGGUGUGGUGGCCGGUGAGGACAGCAAGGACGACAGCGACGGCAACACCAACGGCGGUGGAGUUCGGGAGGAGAAACGAGUCCGCCAGGCUUCUGCUGAUGAAGCUGGUGAUGGUGAGGAGGAGGAAGGCUCGACGAAGAUGGUGCUGUCAGAGGGCGACGUCGACAACGACGAGAGCAACGCGGGAAUGUUUGCCAACAUGUUCGAGACCGCGGUGGGCAUGGCCGCGGAGUUGGCAGAGCAGCAGCUGGGGAUGGAGGAAGGGGAAGGAGGGGAAGAGGCGAGUGCGCAGGGCAGAGGCAUCGUUGGCCGGGGAGCGAGGGGGAGGUAAACGACGGUGACGAAGCGGGCGUUGUUUUUCAUGACAAUAAGGAGGCCGGAUUUUCGGCGGGAUUUCGGAACUCUCAAAAGAGUCGUAGAGAGCAGGCAACAAAAGCACCUGAGCGGUGCCAACGAGGGAAGGAUUUUGUUGGAAAAGCCUUCUAAACC